AUGGUGCAUCCGCUGACGAGAUCUGGAGUUCUUGCCCUGCAUCAUGUUCCUCUGCUGCCAAGAACUACCCAUCAUGUGAGGAAGACGCUGAUCUCUUCUCGAGCCAACAACACUAGCAUCGUGGGAAGAUCUCAUGGAUAUGCCUUUCGAACACAAAUAAUGGCGAAACGAUGGAUGCAGUCCAGUGCUGGACAGAAUAAUGAUCAAAAUCCAAUGGCUGCUACCAAGGAACGAAUUCGACUAGAUCACAAUUACUGUGUAGACUUGGUGAGAGACAGAGACAGGGAAGGAUACUUAUGCGGAUUGUUAAUGCCCAAAAAGGUGCAACAAGAAUACUUUGCUCUCUUGGCAUUCAACGUGGAAUUGGCUUCUGUCAAGCAAGGGAGUGCGAGGCUCCGAGGUGGGGCAGAUAAUAGCACAUUGGCAGUUCAGCUCAAAUUUCAACGAUGGAAAGAUCUCCUCGAUGCAGUCUACACGGGCAGUAGCACUUUGGAGCAAGCAGCAACAUCCUUGUCUUCGUUUGCGGCGGACCCGGUGGCUGCCUCGUUGGCACGGGCAAUCCAUGACAAGGAACUGACGCGGAGGUUUUUGGAACGCCUGAUCGAAGCCAGAGAAGCCGAUGUGGAUGUGGUGCAGUGGAAUACAAUGCAAGAAGUCACGCGGUAUGCAGAGGAAUCGGUCAGUAGUCGACUCUAUCUGACCCUGGAAUGUUUGGGAAUUCGCAAUGACGACGCCGAUAUUGUGGCAUCUCAUGCCGGAGUGGGCAUGGGCGUCUUGGUCAAUCUACGAGCUGCACCCGUGCGGGUAGUGAUGGGGGAAAUCCCAAUCCCUGUCGAAUUGUUGCCGGCUACCUUUCCCUACAGCAUCCUGCAAGAUUUGGCCGACUAUCCAGAGGAGACGACCUGGCCGGAUGAACGCGACAAACUGGACUGGGACGAGGCUGUCCAACAAAUGGCAAUGCUGGCAUCGGGCCAUUUGAUAAAGGCGCAGUCAUUACAGGGUCAAAUCCCAAAAGCAGGACGUUCCUGUCUGUUGCCCAUGGUUCCGGCACUGCAUUACUUGUCCAAACUGGAAUCCGAUCCAAUCAACUACAAUGUCUUUCAUCCCCAACUUCGUGGAGUUGAUGUGGAUCGAUGGGAUCGAGUCAAGAUGCUACUCGUGCUCAGUCGAUCAUGGCUAACUGGAGUAUAUUAG
This is a messenger RNA of Seminavis robusta, 1194 nucleotides long. The record is from the annotation of a GenBank genome assembly. NCBI's taxonomy places the organism in Eukaryota, Bacillariophyta, Bacillariophyceae, Naviculales, Naviculaceae.